CUGAGAUUGCAGGGGGCGGGGGUGGAAAAGACCAUGAAAGGACAGAGCUGGAGGACACUUUUAAGGGCUGUUUGUUUGGGAUAGUAUUUGUGACUUGUCCCCCGACUUUUUAUUUUAAGAAAUAGAAGCUAAGGACUUUCUCCCAGGAGAAACACAGCGCUUUAAUAGCGUCCAACUGGUCCCGCCACAGAGAUUGAGCGCGAGCUAGCAGAAGUUAGCUGGACGGCUAUCGGCGGCGGGUGAGGGGUCGACAGAGAGCGCCGUAGUCAAACCUAGUAGCAUGUCGCCCUCGGGAAGAAGUAGCUCGAGCUUUGGAUGAGGUUCCGUGGCGCAGUUCGAUCGCAGAGACUUUUUGACGCGACGGUGGGUUGUGAUGUUUCCGCCAGCGCGGGGCUCCGGUGGAGGCGCGGCGUCGGCGGUGUCCCGGGGCUGGCCGCAUACGGUACUAUGGAGACUAGGGGGUUUCUAUCUCCUCCUGCUUCUCGAAGGGGCCCGAUGCCUCGCCAACCCGAGCAAUGCACCGGGCAUAAACAGUAACAACAGGCCGAAUGUGAACGUCUUCAUGAGCGAGGAAGAGGUCAAGAAACUCCUGGGUCUUGAUGCUGAGUUGUACUAUGUAAGGGAUGAUGUGAUAAAUCUUUAUGCCCUUUCCUUCAUCCUGCCUGUGCCCAGUGACACUAACAGCCUACAUUUCACAUGGCACUCCAGCAGCAAGGUGGAUUACAGGUUAGGGUUUCAAGUGGAAAACACUUCAGCCAUGGAUCAACCUCAGAGCAACAUCUCUGCUCAGGGGGAGGUCCCGCGCACUCGUUCAGUGUUCAGAGUGGAUCUUUUCUGCUCUGGAAAGGCUGAUGGAGAGGCUGUGCUUACGGUGCAGUUGAACCUGACUACACCAGCCAACAACUUCACAGUGCUCAACUUCAAACGCAGGAAAAUGUGUUACCGAAGAAUUGAGCAGCCAGAGCCCCCCAAAACUCUGCCAUUCCCAAACACAACCAUACAGAGAAUAGACCCGAGCAGUUCAAAUGCUCCCACCACAUCCACACGAGUUUUCUACAUCAGUGUGUGUGUGUGCUGCAUCGUCAUCUUUCUGGUAGCCAUCAUCCUUGCUGUGUUACACCUCCACAGCAUGAAGAGAGUGGAAAUGGAUGACAGCGUCAGCGACAGUGGAAGCUCUCAGGGUCUGUCUCAGCCUUCCACCCAGACCACCCAGUACCUGAGGGCAGACACCCCCAACAAUGCUACACCUGUCACCAAUGCUCAUACUGGCUCUGCACCCAUGCUCCAACUUGCAGGCGCCUCCUUCCCUCACCCUGGUGCCCCCUCGCACGAAACCAAAAGUUAUCCCUCGCUGCGGAUAGAGAAGAACGACUUGAGAAGCGUCACUCUCCUUGAGGCCAAGGCAAAGGUCAAAGACAUCGCCAUUUCCAGAGAGAGAGUCACACUCCGAGACGUCUUGCAUGAAGGGACCUUUGGCCGCAUUUUUCAUGGAGUCUUGCUUGACGAGAAGGACCCAAGCAAAGAGAAACAAGUCUUUGUGAAAGCAGUGAAAGAUCACGCCUCAGAGGUACAGGUGACCAUGAUGCUUACAGAAAGCUGUAAACUACGGGGCCUUCACCACAGGAACCUGUUACCCAUCAGCCAUGUUUGUAUAGAAGAUGGUGAGAAGCCCAUGGUCCUGUUGCCCUAUAUGAACUGGGGAAAUCUUAAGCUUUUCCUGCGCCAAUGUAAGCUUGCUGAGGCCAACAACCCACAGGCAAUCUCUCAACAAGACCUGGUCCACAUGGCAAUACAGAUUUCAUGUGGGAUGAGCUAUCUGGCACGGAGAGAGGUUAUUCACAAAGACCUGGCUGCCAGAAACUGUGUACCCCCUUAAAUUUUUCACUCUGUUAUAUUGCAGCCAUUUGCUAAACUGGCCCGUGAUCUCUUCCCCAUGGACUAUCACUGCCUCGGGGACAAUGAGAACCGACCCGUUCGCUGGAUGGCUUUGGAGAGUUUGCUUAACAAUGACUUCUCUAGUGCUAGUGAUGUGUGGGCUUUUGGGGUUACUCUCUGGGAGCUGAUGACCUUGGGACAGACUCCUUAUGUUGACAUCGACCCCUUCGAGAUGGCUGCCUAUCUGAAGGACGGCUACAGAAUAGCACAACCCAUCAACUGCCCCGAUGAACUAUUUGCAGUGAUGGCCUGUUGCUGGGCCUUGGAUCCGGAGGAGAGACCAAAAUUCCAACAGCUCGUCCAAUGCCUCACUGAGUUCCACGCAGCUUUAGGGGCCUACGUCUAAACUUGAGUUGUUGAACAGCACUAUUCCAGAGAGUGAAAGUUAAUGCAGUGCCUUACUUUAUAAGAUUUUUGUAAAGUGCUUUUGUUUCAUGCGAUAUGAAAUGUGGCUUGGUUUGGAGGUCAGUAUCUUUUGUAUAUCACAGCUGCGUGAAUAUCAAGGACCGUUUCGGAUUCUCAUGAAUAUCAUCCACACUUGUUUGGAAUGCUGGUAUUCGGGUGUCCACAGGAAGCUGCUGUUCUCUUUGAUUCACGAAGAAGCUUUUUUUCUUUUUCAUAAUAAUAGAAAUGACAAGAAAUUGACCUAAAGGUCUGGUAAUUUCCUUUUGGAUAUUUUAAAUAUUGCUCGGAGUAAUCUGUACAUAGAUUUUCAUAGACUUCAGUGAGAGGGGCUUCAUCUCCACUGCAUUUGGUCUUGCAUUUAUUUGUUUUAAAAAGAGAGAACAGGUCUCCGCUGCAUUAAAUGUGCAGAAAAAAUGCCUCAUCCUUGGCACGGCUAUUGGUACGUAAACUAGAUUCAGAAAAAGGCAAGUUUUUUUUUUUUUUCCCUUUUGGGACUAAAGAUGGUGGAGCCCUACAGCUGACCAUAAGCUUUACCUCCUUAAAUUAUGAGGUGGUCAUGGAGGUUUGAAGCAGCAUGUUGGGAUCCUGCAAGUCAAACUGGACUUUGGUACAGGGUUUUUUUCAAAUUCCUAAAGCUUUUGAUGUUUGACUGUUCUGUGUCAGAACAAUGCCUUCCUUGUAUGUUUAAAUCCGUAUGAAUACAUGGACAAGAAAAGAAACAUGAGUCACUGUGAAUAUUUGAAGUGUACGGCCUAGGCACAAUUUCAGAUCCUUUGUUCUCCAUCUAUAGGCUCUUCUUUCUAUCCUUGUGAUCACUGCAUGUUGACUUUUUUAAAGGGUUUUGUGUAAACUGAAUUCAUACCUAUCAAUUAAAUGAGGCCUCUAAAUAAAACGGGAUCUCAGUUUUAGUGUUGGUGUUUGUUGCCUUUAAUGUAUGAUUUGGUCUGGAGGAUGGUUUUAAACCUAUAUGCAAACUUUUUCGACCCCUCUUAAUAAUUGAUACAAUAGAAGCAUCUAUUUUUAGUGAUCAAAGCUGUUGUGAACUAUUCUGAAUGGAACAAUGUUGCAAUAGUUUCCCCUACUCUGGUGUCAUAAGUGUUGUGCUUUUAAACAUUGACAGAGCAGCCAAAAGGCUAUCAGUAAUUUGUGGGCUGGCAGACUACAUAUUUGUGCAAUCU
Sinocyclocheilus rhinocerous is the source of this 3518-nucleotide messenger RNA. RefSeq names its product tyrosine-protein kinase RYK-like. The record is from RefSeq and is a predicted model, not a curated record. Gene Ontology annotation, molecular function: ATP binding; protein kinase activity. The transcript is spliced from 16 exons. Gene Ontology annotation, cellular component: plasma membrane; signaling receptor complex. Lineage: Eukaryota; Metazoa; Chordata; Actinopteri; Cypriniformes; Cyprinidae. Gene Ontology annotation, biological process: multicellular organism development; positive regulation of phosphatidylinositol 3-kinase/protein kinase B signal transduction; positive regulation of kinase activity.